Cladophialophora yegresii CBS 114405 is the source of this 1068-nucleotide messenger RNA. RefSeq lists its product as uncharacterized. The transcript has a single exon. The coding region runs from base 1 to 1068 and encodes 355 amino acids. Lineage: Eukaryota; Fungi; Ascomycota; Eurotiomycetes; Chaetothyriales; Herpotrichiellaceae. The record is from RefSeq and is a predicted model, not a curated record. Gene Ontology annotation, biological process: fungal-type cell wall polysaccharide metabolic process. Gene Ontology annotation, cellular component: fungal-type cell wall.
AUGAAAUCAUCGUGUCCAACCUCGACAUCGGUCCUCCUCCUCCCCCUCCUCCUCUCGUAUCUUCCUUAUUGUAUAGCUCAAUCGACGAACUCGACCUUCCCCAAGCGCGGCCUAUGCUACAUCGGGACCGACAGCUCCGAACGCGACGCCUCGAUCUUCACCCACGAGAACAGUCCCCUGACGUGGUACUACAACUACAGCCCCUGGCCGGGCCCCAGCUCCUCGCUCGCGCGCUGGACCACCGAGUUCGUCCCGAUGGUCCACUCGGCCUCGGACGCCCACGCCGCGGUCGACACCAUCCAAAGCAUCCUGAACGGCUCACUGAAUGUCGGCAUCGCAUCAAGCCCCAGCAGCCGCCGCGGGAACCACAUCCAGCACGUCCUCACGUUCAACGAACCCGACGGGGACACCUCGUCCGGCGGCUCCGACUCGUCCCCCUCGCACGCCGCGCAGGUCUGGCUGGACACCAUCGCCCCGCUACGCGCGCCGCCGUAUAAUCUGCGGGUGUCGCUGCCCGCGACCACGGGGUCCGGCCGUGGUCUCGAGUGGCUUAGGGACUUCAAUGCGUCGUGUUACCGCCUGAACCGCAUGGCCGGGUGCGCGUUUGAUUUCGUGGCCGCGCACUGGUACGGCGAUUUCGUCGGCCUGAGUUCCUGGCUGGGCCAGCUCCGGGAGGUCUACCCCGAUAAGCCGAUCUGGGUGACCGAGUUUGCGAUCCCCAGUGUGACGGACGACGAGACCGAGGCGUUCAUGAAUCAGUCGCUGCCUUACCUUGACGGGUUGGAUUACGUGGACCGGUAUUCUUGGUUCGGCGCGUUCAGGGAGGACGAGGCGAAUGAGUGGACGGGGGAUGCGGUCAGUCUGUUCGAUCGCCAUGGAGGUUUGACUGAUCUGGGGGCUUUGUGGAUGGGUGGGCUGCAGAAUGGGUUCGAGGAGGGGACCAGUGCAGGUGAUGACGAUGAUGAUGAUGGCGGUGGUGGUGGUGAUAGUGGUGGUGGUGUGCUGAGGUGGGAUAGUCGGUUGUUGGUGCUAUGGUUGGUGAUAGGCAUUAUGGGGUAUAUAUGGUGA